AUGUCGGAUGCAGGUGAUACGCCAGGCGGUGACGCAGAACAGGAAGAAACAAAGUCGCAUCAUUCAACGGCGCCAUCAACUCACUCUAAAGUCCCGUCUCAACAUUCAAAUCAACUUAAUGGUUCUAUGAACGGGGAACAGAAUGGCGAACCUCCCAAGACUCCCGAAGAUAAAACCAACAUCACGGACUUAAUUGAUGACAUGUUUUUAACAUGUGCGAUCUGUAAUAAUCGUUUCAAUCAGCCAAAAGUUUUAUCGUGUCUGCAUUCGUUUUGUACUGGUUGCUUAGAGUCGUACGAGUCGAGUAACGGAGGUGAAUUGGAGUGUCCCGUAUGCGGCAAAGAUGAGAGACGCUCAAUCCGAGAUCUGCCACACAACACGCUAGCAAUGGGACUGAUUGAUUUGAAAACGAUCCUCGGCUCUAAUGAAGCCACAAAAUGCAAUGUCUGCGAUAAAGACGCUGCUGUACGAUGCUACGAUUGCGCCGAUUUUCUGUGCGAAGACUGCGAGAAAGUUCACAAGAAAAUGAAACUCGGAAAAGGACAUCGUAUGACGUCUCUUCAAGAGUUCAUUGACAGUAUUAGUGAUAUGCAGAAUUCGUUAUUGAAGAGGUCGUCUCUGAUGCAUCCCACUGUAUGCUCAGACCACGAAGGAUUUCUGAUGGAGCAAUAUUGCGAAACGUGUGACAUACCAGUAUGUGAUAAAUGCACCACCACAGAGCACAAAUACCCGCAACACCAUGUGACGCCACUACAGGAGUCGGUUAGCCGGCAAUUUAAUCACUUAGAACGCCUUCUCCGAGAAACCGAAAAGAAAAUUCCACCAUUGCAGCAGAGUCUGACUGAUGUCCGGGCCGUGUUAAUGGAUAUCGAGACUCAGUGCGAUUUUGCAGAGAUUAAACUCCGUGAUCGUGUUCGUAGAGAAAUAGAACAAUUGAGAAAAUUGGAGAAUGAUUUAGUGGAUGAAAUGGAACAUAAAAUAUUGGGAAAGCGAGCCGUUCUAGACGAACAGUUUCAACGUCUUCAACAAGGUUUGAACAACAUUCAUGACAGUUGUGAUUUCACAGAGAAUAUGCUGAAGUUUGGAAAUCCUCUUGAUAUGAUUGGACUGAACAGUGAGCUGGAGAACAGAUUACAAGAACUGAUGGCUACUCGUAUCAAGUUGGAACCAGUGGAUAGCAGUGCAAUUGAAUUCACAAGCAAUGAAGAUUUCCAUACCAGUUUGCACAGCAUGAAUCAUCUUGGUACCAUCAGUGUUGCCCGGAAACCAACAACACCAGCUAGAUCUCCAUCUUCCACAGCUGAGUAUUCUCCACGAGUAACUCUAAAUGGAGAUGACACACCACACUAUGCUCCAUCUACCAUACCUGAGGAAACAGAACUUGAAGUGUAUAGAGCUGAAUCGCCAUUACCACCACCAAUCACUUUAUCUAUUCCUCAAGUUAAACUACCACCCACUCCACCUCCUCCACGCGGAACACCACAGAACGUACCUAUGACCAGGGAUGCAGUAACUAUGACAACAGAUACCAGAGAUAUUGGUUCUAUGACAAAUGAUGAUAGCCCUCCAAGAUACACCCCUGUUGGUCUCAGAUUCAGCAGAGAUGGAAGACCAUCCCGUGGACCAAGUAGGAAAGGACGUGCAGGGGAUGAAGAUAUCUCAGCUAGAGUUUACACGCCAGCCCAUCAGGUUCAUCGAGCAAAAGUUGCCACCAAUCCUGAUGGAAGCUAUUCAGUUGGGUACAAUCCGACAAUGCCUGGUAAUCAUGACCUACGUAUAAAUUUCCUAGGUCAGCCUUAUGGAGAACCACUAGCAUUAUCUAUGCAACCCGAGCAUUACCAACAGUUUGCACGUGGAGCACAAGGUCAAAAUCCACCAGGAAUUAAUAUAAUCCUUAAGCCUGCAAAGAAAAAUCAAUACUAUGCUGAUGAGCUAGAAAAUGAAUCUGAAGAUGAUGAUGAUGAAUGGUUAGAAGGCCGCCCAUUUUUGAAGAUUGGUGGCAAGGGAACUGCACCAGGUAAACUGUGUGGACCACGCGGUAUUGCUAUUUCCCACAAUGAUGAUAUUGUUGUUGCUGAUCGAGGUAAUAACAGAAUGCAAGUAUUCUUCCGAGAUGGCAAGUUAAGCCAUGUUUUCUCUUAUCGAAAUUUCACUAGAAAGUUUGAUCCUGUGGGAGUGGCAAUCACAAACAGUGAACAGCUAUUAAUUUCAGACUAUGACAACAAACAUGUGUUGCUAUGCGACUAUGAUGGUCGGAUUAUUCGCACAAUUGGUUCAGGCAUUUUGAAGGGUCCCUGGGGUGUUGCUGUUGGACGUCAUGGUCUUGUUCAUGUUGUCGACCAUCCGCAGCAUUGUGUUCGUACAUUUUCUCUGGAUGGCACACACGUCCACACAUUUGGAGGUAAAGGAGAGGGCCCUGGAGAAUUCAACUAUCCACUGUAUGUUGCUGUCAAUAAUCGGGACAACAUCAUUGUUUCUGACUACUGCUAUCAUCGUGUCCAAGUGUUUGAUUACAGGGGAACUUUCUUGUUUGAUUUUGGAACCCACGGUGACAGACAAGGGCAAUUCUACCGACCAACAGGAGUGGCCUGUACCCAGAAAGAUGACAUCAUUGUCAAUGACUACCUUAGCAACAAAGUCCAGUUGUUCAAGCCCAACGGUAGCUUUGUCAGACACCUCAACAAUGACAGCAAAUGGCUAGAAUGUCCAGAAGGUAUUGCCAUUGCAUCCGAGAAGCCACUGAGAGUUGCUGUUGUGGAUAGUGGCCAUCACUGCAUCAAGGUUUUCUAA
Messenger RNA from Saccoglossus kowalevskii, 2790 nucleotides. Its product is annotated as tripartite motif-containing protein 2-like. Gene Ontology annotation, biological process: protein monoubiquitination. NCBI's taxonomy places the organism in Eukaryota, Metazoa, Hemichordata, Enteropneusta, Harrimaniidae. The record is from RefSeq and is a predicted model, not a curated record. Gene Ontology annotation, molecular function: protein binding; ubiquitin protein ligase activity; zinc ion binding.